Messenger RNA from Gryllus bimaculatus (two-spotted cricket), 1058 nucleotides. The record is from the annotation of a GenBank genome assembly. NCBI's taxonomy places the organism in Eukaryota, Metazoa, Arthropoda, Insecta, Orthoptera, Gryllidae.
GGCCAUGUCACGAAUUAUUUCACGGGAUUUUGCGUCUUUCUCGGUCGUGCCGCAAGAUGUCGCAUAAUCGCCAGCAUUACUCGAUACUGUCUCGAUCAUGCGAAAUCUAGCGGCUCGACUGAGAAAGAUGCUAAAUACUGUGAGAUGCGUGAGAUUUCCUAUCGUGAACGAUCGUGAAGAUUCCUCGUGCGUCAAGUAAUAAAGUCUUUAAAUUCUCAAGAAUUAAAGUUUAAUAAAGGCCCAACCAAGUAGCUUGAAGGGUGAUUGGAUUGAGUCAUGUCUCUGCCUGUUGUACGCGGAGAUGUAAAAAACGCCCGGGUGUUUUUUACAAACGAAGAAUGGGAUAAAAUUGCCUUGUAUUUGGUUGGGAAUAAUACCCGAUAUCGCGAAAAUAUUAUAAUCCCAAGAAUGAUGGGUCCUGUUAAAAUAAAGUCGAACGAAGAAAAAAUGAUAGAAACUUUUUUUGAAAGCUGCACAUUUAAGACUGGCAUGAGUUGCGUUGCAGGUUAUCUUCUUGGUGGCGUUUUGGGAUUGUUUUCAUCCAGUGUGAAUCCCACCGUACCUUUACCAGAUGCUAAACCCCAGACAGCCAGAGAAGUUUUCAUGGAAAUGAAAGGAACAACAUUAAGUUACGCAAAAAAUUUUGCGUUGAUCGGUGCUCUGUUUUCUUCCAUCGAGUGCACUAUUGAAUCGUAUCGAGGAAAAUCAGAUUGGCGUAAUGGUACCUAUGCUGGUGGUAUUAGUGGUGGUUUAAUAGGGUUAAGAGCUGGUUGGAAAGCUGCAGCCUUCGGUGCAGCUGGAUUUGCAGCGUUUUCUACUGUUAUUGACUAUUACAUGCACCAUUUAUUUUAAAAUACAUCGUUGUAAAUAUGUAUAUAAUGUUAUAUUACUGAGAAAAUUAAAAAAAAUAUUACUUUAAUGUGUGUAUUUUUCUUAUAAACCUAGUCUGUUCCUUCAGGUUGCAAUGAUAUACAACAAUCGUAACUCCUCGAGAGCCGAAUUGGUCAAGACCAUGCGAGGGUAUCAGAAAGACAUUACUCCGAACUCAGCCGAAGAGC